AUUUUUGUUUUCUUUACACCCACAGGCCUCAAGCCGCGCUCUUCUCGUCGCGCUCUCGCAGAAGGGAGAGAAAUAUCCCCGAGGUCCUAUUCUCUCUCUCGUGUAAAGUAUCUCCUUUUAAUCUACAUAUCUCCUUCUGGUUUCGGUUCUGCAGUUAUCGCCGCUGAAUCUCGUUCUUUGUUUCUCUUUGUCAAUCUACGUCGAAGAUUUUAUCUUCAAGUGAAAGGUCCUGAAUCCUGAGGUAUGCAGCAAUAUGGUCAAACGGUGAUAAACUUGAGGCCUGGUGGUGGUCGAGGAAGAGGCGGUGGCGGCGGAAGCAGGCUAUUCGGUCCUCGAUAGGCUGGUGAGUUUACCAGAGAUCAACUGUGACAGCAUAAAGAGGGGAAUCCGGACUGCAAAAAGUUCAAACAAAAACCACUUUCAUAUGUGUAUGAAUUGAUAGAGUUAUUCCUGCUUGUUACAAUGCGGGGCACAUACAUGUGGACACCUACAGUUGAUGAUCAUGAGGAUGUAUAUAGGCCAAAAAUGGAUUUAACUGAAGGAUUUGGAGAUAGUGAUGAUUUAAGGGAUACAAGUGGUGGAGCUAUUCCUGAAAUUGGACAAAUCAACUUGAAUAAUAUCAGUGUACAAAAUGGUGGUGCCAGUUAUGGGAGUAAGCGAAAGAGAGGUAAAAAUAGUCAGAACAAAAAGAAACAACGUCCUACGUAUGUCAUGGCUGAUGUAGUGAAUCAUUUGGUUACUACACAAGACGAUAGGAUUACGGCAAUGAAAUCAAUUCUUGAUUCAAUGGAGAGUGCAACAAGACCAGUUGAUCAAACUAUUUUGGAUGUUGCAAUGGAACUUUGCCAAAUCGAGGAGAUUGCAAGUGAUGAGGUGCUUCUUGGAAAGUGUGCUGUGGCCUUGCUAGAUAAGACUGCAAGGGAGAUGUUUGUUGGGCUUAGGGGAAAUAGAAAAGCAUUAGUAUCCUAUUUAAAGUGUUUGGCUAAGAAAGCAGCAUAGAUCAAUUUUUGCUUGCCUUAUCCAUGUUUUAAAACUUGCUAGUAUUGUUUAUGUUAUUAACUUAACUUUGUUUUCAAAUUAAUUGUGUUGUUAAACUCUUGUUUUAUGUGUUUUUAUUUUAAGUUA
Prosopis cineraria is the source of this 1125-nucleotide messenger RNA. RefSeq lists its product as uncharacterized. The transcript is spliced from 3 exons. Bases 463 to 999 code for a protein of 178 amino acids. The record is from RefSeq and is a predicted model, not a curated record. Lineage: Eukaryota; Viridiplantae; Streptophyta; Magnoliopsida; Fabales; Fabaceae.